This is a messenger RNA of Astyanax mexicanus (Mexican tetra), 1131 nucleotides long. RefSeq names its product G-protein coupled receptor 151. Gene Ontology annotation, cellular component: membrane. The transcript has a single exon. Gene Ontology annotation, molecular function: G protein-coupled receptor activity. Gene Ontology annotation, biological process: G protein-coupled receptor signaling pathway. The record is from RefSeq and is a predicted model, not a curated record. NCBI's taxonomy places the organism in Eukaryota, Metazoa, Chordata, Actinopteri, Characiformes, Acestrorhamphidae. The coding region runs from base 1 to 1131 and encodes 376 amino acids.
AUGGAGCUGGAAACGUCGGCCAACGUCUCCACCUUCGUGGCCUUUGACGGAGGGGUUCAGCAGCUGAACGGAGAGGACACGGCGCUCAUCUUACCCUUCGUCCUCGGCGCCAUCUGCGCGCUCGGAAUUGGCGGGAAUGUUUUGCUGCUCGCCGUCUUGACGCACAACGUGAAGGCGACGGGUGCCUCGGACACGGCGGCGUUGCUCACCAACCUAAGCGCCGCGGACCUUCUGCUGCUGGCGCUGUGCGCCCCUGCGCGCGCGCUCACCUACCGCGCACGCGCAUGGACCCUGGGGCCAGUGGCGUGCCGCAUGACCGAGUGGCUGCAGCACGGCUGUUUGGCGGGCAAGGCCUUCACGCUUGCGCUGUUGGGCCGCGCGCGCCACGACCUGCAUACCCGCGUGGCAAGCGACGCGCACUUGAAAGUGAAGCGGACCGCUCUGACCGUGUGCGCCGUGUGGACCACGGCGCUAGCCUUUCCCGUCGCUGACAUCGUGUUCUCGAACCUGCACGUGAAGGGUAACGUAAGCCUGUGCGUGUCCGAGUUGGCCCCUCACUCCUCCGGGUUCGUGCGCGCAUAUGGCAAAGUGCUCCCGCUUGCCGCCUACGCCGCUCCUGUCCUCUUCGCCGCCGUAUGCCACAUCCGUAACAUCUUCAAGAGCAUCCCGAGGGCGCGCGAGGCCAGCGCCGCGCGCCGCGGUGAGAUCGCCCUGUCUCUGCUCAGCGUCACGGCGGCCAACGCGCUCGCCUUGCUUCCCGAGUGGGGCGCGUGGGCAUGGUCGCGUCACAGCGCGCGCGAGGGCUGCGGACCGCCUGCCGCCUUGCUAGUGUUCGCGCAGGUGUGCAUGUACCUGUCCAGCGCGCUCACUCCUGCCAUCCUGCUCAGCACGCUCGUGCCGCUUAGGGAGAGCCUGACGCGCGCGUGCGUUCGAGUGGCGAGCCGGCGCGCUGCCGUGAACAACGCAAAAAUGCACAGCGAGGGCGGCACGAGCGAGGUGCUCGCGGACUCAUUAGGCAGGCCUCUACCAGACCUGGAACACUUCUGGAGCGGACGGCAAAACCCCACAGUGCCGGACAACACCGACCCGUUCCCAUGGGAAAGAAUGGACCAGGGCAACACUGAUCUCUGA